This is a messenger RNA of Rhipicephalus sanguineus (brown dog tick), 1018 nucleotides long. RefSeq names its product heparan sulfate 2-O-sulfotransferase 1. The record is from RefSeq and is a predicted model, not a curated record. Gene Ontology annotation, molecular function: heparan sulfate 2-sulfotransferase activity. NCBI's taxonomy places the organism in Eukaryota, Metazoa, Arthropoda, Arachnida, Ixodida, Ixodidae. Gene Ontology annotation, cellular component: membrane.
ACACGAUAGCUGCGGCUACGUCAAGACGGCCAAAACUGCUUGCUCUCCCGACGCGAUGCUUUUCAUGGUAGCUCACCAACAGGGAAACCAAAACUGUUGUUUAAACAGCGCGUGCUCGCGAGGCACACUCCUGAGUUAGCAAUGAUAGGUCGCAUUUUGCAAUGGAAAGUCAUACUUAGCUUUUGCAUCGUCAUCAGCUUUGUGUCCGUUUACCUCAGGUUUGAAAACAAGCUUGCACUGCUCGAGUCGUCACGCUUAAAACUGACGGACACUGUUGGUCGGCUACAGCUAUUUUAUCUCAAUGAACGGCUGCAUGACUUCCCACCCGUGCAAGAGAGCCGCACAGAUGCGCCUUUGGAUGACUUUGGGUUACCUGAGAAGACAAUGGACAAUCUUGUCAUUUUGUACAACCGGGUUCCCAAGACUGGCAGCACCAGCUUUAUGGGUGUUGCAUAUGAUUUGUGCGCUACAAACAAGUUUCAUGUGCUCCACUUGAACACAUCUAAGAACAUGCACGUCAUGUCACUCCCAGAUCAGAUUAGGUUUGUCUACAAUAUUUCCCUGUGGCAUUACAUGAAGCCUGCUAUUUACCAUGGGCACAUCGCAUUCCUCAACUUUGCUAAGUAUGGGGUCAUCCAGAGGCCUGUCUACAUCAAUCUCAUCAGGCGGCCUCUAGAUCGUCUCGUCUCAUAUUUCUAUUUUCUCAGGCAUGGAGACGACUUCAGGCCUUACUUGGUUCGCCGAAGACAAGGCAACAAGAUGACUUUUGAUGAAUGCGUUGCCAAGAAAGGGCCUGACUGUGCCGAAGAACGGCUAUGGCUUCAAGUGCCAUUCUUCUGUGGGCAUGCUGCAAGGUGCUGGAUUCCGGGAAACCCAUGGGCCUUGGAGCAGGCAAAGCACAAUCUCGUGAACCACUAUUUCCUUGUCGGGCUGACGGAACAGCUGCCGGAAUUUGUGGCCAUGCUUGAGGCGUCCUUUCCUCGUAUAUUCAAGGGAGCCACCGACAAGUUUAUUACAG